This is a messenger RNA of Aplysia californica (California sea hare), 1880 nucleotides long. RefSeq names its product acetylcholine receptor subunit delta-like. The transcript has a single exon. Gene Ontology annotation, molecular function: transmembrane signaling receptor activity; extracellular ligand-gated monoatomic ion channel activity; neurotransmitter receptor activity. The coding region runs from base 243 to 1724 and encodes 493 amino acids. Lineage: Eukaryota; Metazoa; Mollusca; Gastropoda; Aplysiida; Aplysiidae. Gene Ontology annotation, biological process: regulation of membrane potential; chemical synaptic transmission; nervous system process. The record is from RefSeq and is a predicted model, not a curated record. Gene Ontology annotation, cellular component: membrane; neuron projection; synapse.
UUGUUGUUGUUGUUGUUGUUGUUUGAGAUAGGAGAAACACAUCGGAAUAAUAAGUCAUUAGGGCUGAGAAAAAGAGAGAGGGAGAGAAAGGACAAGGGAGAGUCUUGACUGGUGAGUGUGAUGAGUGUUUGUUUAGCAUGUCGUAACAAAUUUCUCUUUAACAAGAUCAAAUAAAAAAUUAUAUCUUCUCUCAUCUCAAAGCUGCUUUCAAACCAGACACAAAUUACUGUGUGCUCCCAAGGAUGGCACUUCGGUAUUUUACCACCAUUGUUCUGCUGGUGCUGACGUCAUCGCUGCCAACACCAGUGGCAAUGACGUCACCAUACGACGACUACAUUCGUCUGUACAAAGACAUGACCACCGGACAAUAUGACUCUCGCGCCCGGCCUGUACUCAACCAGUCUCACACUCUCACGGUCUACGUGCAGUUCCAUAUCAUCAGUCUACUAGCCGUCAAUGAAGUGGACGAAACGAUGGACUUGAAUGGUUGGGUCAACUUCACGUGGUUUGACGAGGUUCGAACUUGGAACCCUGCAAACUACAGCAAUAUUUACAUCCUUCGACCGAACCCCCUGGAUAUGUGGCGCCCAAGAAGCUUGAUUGGAAACUCUGUAGCGAAAAGGGAUGUUUUUGAUGAUGAUUACAUGCCUGCUUUUAUCAGAAAUGACGGACUGUCCAACUGGUCACCUGGGGCGAUUUUCUCUACCUCCUGCAGAAUGGACUUUACUUACUUCCCAUUUGACAAGCAGGAAUGCGCGAUAAUGUUCGUGUCUUAUAACUCUCAGCGUGAGGUAUGCGUCUUGGCAGAUGAAGAUGGGGGCAGGAAUGAGAACUAUACUACAAACGGAGAAUGGGAUGUUCUUCAUAUUAAACAUCGUCAAGCCAUCAGAACGCUUAAUCCAGAUUUGUAUUCGAUUUUCGAGGUGGUCAUCAAUCUAGAAAGAAAACCCAAAUUCUUCGUGAUAAACAUGAUAUUCCCCAUAGUGUUCAUGUCGGCGCUUAACUCCCUUGUGUUCGUUCUCCCGGAGACCAGCGGUGAGCGCGCUUCCUUCUCGACCACCAUGUUCCUCUCCCUAACCCUCUUCAUGGGGGCUGUGACAGAGCAUCUUCCACAAAGAUCGGACACAUUCCCCGUCAUCGUUUUCUACAUUUUCAGCUUAUUAAUUUUGAAUGGUGCUUGCGUCGUUGCUACAGUGGUGCAGCUCCGUUUUUCCCCACAACCCGACAACACUCUGACCACACCGUCCGACUCGAACGACAAAACUGAUUCCACUAAAGGACAAAAUGCUGAUGACAUCAUUGUAAAGAAAGCAUUUAGAGGUAGAAAUGUUGUUACUCCAACUGAUUCCUUCAAUAAGAAGAAUUUGUUCUUAACCCAGUUAGGAUCGAACCCAGCAAAUAAUAAUAUUAUGCUUGAAACGGAUCUAUUCUGUAUCACCACCAAUUCUAAAUCCCCUGGCAAUAACUUUAAAAGCGAAAAUGUGCUCAUGAGUCAAAAUAGUUUUUUGAAAGAAAAAAACUCAACACAUGUCCAAGCAUCAUGUACUGACAAAAGUGCUCUCUUCUCUUCCACUACCAAUGCUAAAUCAUGUAAGUAUACCAGCUGUUUUUCGCGUUUCCGUCCUUAUCUGACAAAUGUCAAUGUUGUUUUAUUUACAGUUUAUGUUUUGGCCUGGGCGGCAUGUAACAUAUAUUUCCUGAACUGUUUGAUCAAUCAGCAGUAGCAAAAGAGUAAAGCUAAGGUGUUUAAAAAUUCCUGACGAAAUGAAAAUUGAAAGCCCGGGGAAACCUAAAAGGAUUUUAGGUGUUGUUGGGCCUGUUGAGGUAAUAAUAGUUUAGAUUGUAAAGUGUAAAACACUAGUUUUUUUAGUGGCGGUAUG